Molecule: messenger RNA, 1447 nt
Organism: Cucurbita pepo subsp. pepo (vegetable marrow)
Lineage: Eukaryota; Viridiplantae; Streptophyta; Magnoliopsida; Cucurbitales; Cucurbitaceae
Product: transcription factor TCP7
Biological process (GO): regulation of circadian rhythm
Cellular component (GO): nucleus
Molecular function (GO): DNA-binding transcription factor activity; sequence-specific DNA binding
Source: RefSeq, a predicted model, not a curated record
CUCAAUCAUUAGUUCCCUUCUCUUCCCAAAUUACCCCUCUCCUCUUCCUUCCUUCCUCUCUGCCAUCAGCCAUGGCCGCCAUUACCGCCAUUAACGCCUCCUUCUAAGCUCUACACCCUCUUCUUCUUCUUCUUCAUGUCAAAUUCUGAAACUGCCGACAGCUCUAAUGGCGCCGCCAUCGACACCCACAAAAACCAGCCCUCUUCCAACGGAGCCCUCGCCGUUAAAAAGCCCCCUUCCAAGGACCGCCACAGCAAGGUGGACGGCCGUGGCCGUCGCAUCCGUAUGCCCAUAAUCUGCGCCGCUCGUGUCUUCCAGCUGACGCGUGAACUUGGUCAUAAAUCCGAUGGCCAAACCAUCGAGUGGCUCCUCCGUCAAGCAGAGCCUUCAAUUAUUGCUGCCACCGGCACCGGCACCACUCCCGCUAAUUUCUCUUCCAUCUCUCUCUCCGUCAGAGGAAAUGCCAGCUCCGCCUCUCUCUCUUCCACUACUUCCACUCUCUCCCUCUCUCGCCCCCAGCCGUUCAUUCUUGGCAAACGUGUCAGAGCCGACGAUGACGGCGGUACUGACGAUGGGUUGGGAGUGGGUCCGAGUGGGUACUGGGCGAUUCCGGCCAGACCGGAUUACGGGCAGGUGUGGAGUUUCGCGGCUGCCGCCGCCGCGGAACAGGGGAUUUCUCAGCCGGCGUCGUUGUUUGCUCAACAGCAGCAGCCGAUUAGAGAAUCGUCGGCCGCGAGAGUUGGGAAUUACCUUCCGGGUCAUCUGAAUUUACUGGCGUCCUUGUCCGGUGGCGGCGGUGCCGGCCGGCGGGAAGACGACCGUCGUUGAGAUAAUCCUAGAAACUAUCCGAAUUCAUCGUAUUUUGUAUAAAUAUCUGUGUGUCAAUCGCUUUCUUGUGUGCAGCUAUAACGUAAUUUUAGUCGGAAUUUACUCGGAAUCCCAAUUCUUAGGUCGAAUUUCAUUUUAGAAUUUGAAUUUUCUAGAGUUCUUUUGGUCGGAUGAGAAAACAGAACAAGAAGAACAGAACAGAGCUGGAAUCGGAGCUCUGGUUUUUGGUCGGAAUGAGCUUGUUUGAAGCAGUGGCGGCCAUUGGAGACGUUUCAGAACCUUGAUCUUCAUCCAUGGAAUUUCAAAUUAGAGUUUAUUUGGUCGGAUGAGAAAACAGAAAAAGAAGAACAGGAACAGAGCUGGGAUGAGCUGGAAUCGGAGCUCUGGUUUUUUGGUCAGAAUGAGCUUGUUUAAAGCGGUGGCCGCCAUUGGAGGUGAUUCAGAACCUUGAUCUUCAUCCAUGGAAGCUGCAAUCUGGGUCUGUAAGACCUCUGUUUUUUCCGAAGAAUUUGAAUUGUAUUCUUAGAAUUUGUUGGGUGUGACAAUAAUGGUGUUUCUAUUGUGGAUUGUUUCUGGGGUUGAUCUGAUAUGAAUAAGAAUUCCAUUGUUAUGGCUAAAA